UACAUCCAAUACGCGCAGUGAAUGCAUAGCGUAGUGGAAAGGUGGUGGUGGUGGUGUUAGAUUUCUAUGGUUAGUGGUCCGUGACACCCUCCGCGGGAGCGAUGGUUAUACGUAAAUCAAAGCGAUUUUUCGUAUUAAGUUAUUAAGCAAUAAUCGUACCGAAGUCCGGCAAAUGCGUAUUGCGGCGAGUCGCAUAGAACUCCAACAGUCGUCACGUCAACAUGGCGCGUCUCGAGACUGUGCAAUUUUUGGCUGUCAUCGUGAUCAUCGUACAACAUUUGACACAUUUGGUCGACUGUGAAGACAAAAGGAUCGUAAUUGUCAUGCCCCGGCGGAUCAAGACAAUACAUCACCACCAUCACCACGUGGUGCUGAUGGAUCCAAAAACGAAAACUAUGACGCACACAAAACCCUACUCGGAUAAAUUAUCGUCGUCGUCUGUCUCGUCCUCGUCGGCCGAGGUAGACUAUCAGCAGCAACGAGAUCGGCAUCGUCAAUAUCAACGCCAACGGCAACUGCAACAGCAGCAGCAGCAGCAAUCUGAGACAGCCGAAAGUCAUCCACAGUCGUACUUAGAUCAGCGGACGACCAUUAGAACCAGUGAUUCACACACGGCGUAUCCAGUCUCACAAUUGCAGCCGUUACAGACGUACUACUCUUGGCCGGGCAGGCAGAAGAGGUCCAAAGUCAUAGCUAGACUGGUGCACACCCGUGAUUGAACCCACUAUCGUUUUUUUUUUCUUAAUUUUUUAUUUAUUUUCCACUUUUGUCGUCCAUUUUUUUCUCUGCUAUAAUAUUCCUGUACCUCUAUAGGUAAGACAAGGCUGGCGUUUUCAUCAAUUUAUACGAAUAUUAUAAUGUUUUGAUUAUAUUUAUAUAAUUAUUUUAUAUAGAUUAUAUUUAUAUUUUUAUAUUUUUAUAUUUUAACAAUUUCGUACUCAAUACUCGAUAACGAUAAGUAAUGAUAUUCAUUUUUAAAUAGUUUCUUCGGAAACCCUGUAAUGUUUUUAUACAACAUUAUUUUUUUUAAAACACGGCAACCAAUAAUCCACUGAUUAUUUUACUUGACGUGCAUUUAGUACGAAGAUCGAUUUCUAACUGUCAAAUAUCUGCAAUAGACUGAGUAUGCUCAAUAGAAACAUUUUUAAUUAUUCUCAACAUCUCAACUACCACCAUUUUGUUUUUUUAAUAAUAAAUUCAUAGAAAACAUAAAAUUUGACAAAAAAUAAGGUUUGUAUCAUACUGUUUUUAUGCGAAUAAGUGAUAGGUACCAUUGCAUAUAUUAAUACUUGGCACCUAUAGAUAUACAAAUAUAUUAUUAUGCUGUAGUAGUAAUAAUAUAAGUAUGUACUAUAAUAUUAUAUAGCUAAUAUAGAUAACAAUAUUGUUUUUUUCAUUUAAUUUUAAUUCUCCGUGUACAUCAUUUAUUAAAUCUAUUAAUUUUUAUUAGCGGAUAAAUAUUUAAGCAAUGUACAUUUAAUAAUUACCAUGUAGUAUUUUAUUGUGCUAACUAAUCAUACACGGUACACUUAAUAGUUAAAAUAUAAAUAGAUAAUAAGAAAUUAUUUUAAAAAUAUGUUAAUAAUAGGUAAUUAAUUAUACGAUGUUUAUGAUUGUUGUUUUUUUUAUUUUAAAGUUUAGCUACGUCAUUUCAGAUGAAAAGUUUAGUGUAGCUUGCUAUAAAUCUACAAGAGAAGAAAAAUCACAGAUAAAAUUAAAAAUUAUAUUUAUUAAAUAUAAAACAUUUAUUUAAAAGUAAAUUAAAAUAAUAUUUAUGGU
Molecule: messenger RNA, 1779 nt
Organism: Aphis gossypii (cotton aphid)
Lineage: Eukaryota; Metazoa; Arthropoda; Insecta; Hemiptera; Aphididae
Exons: 3
Coding region: 222-719 (165 amino acids)
Source: RefSeq, a predicted model, not a curated record